UGUUCGUGGAUAUUGUUCUAUCGUGUUUAUUUUUUUACUUUCUGUUCUGCUUUUACUUCACUAUCUUUUAUUAAAUCUAUAUAAUUUUCUAAAUGGCACUUAUUAUUGGGAUGUGAGACAUAUCCCAAAUAUUUCUAUACCCAACAGUUAUAAAAAAGCCGCCAAAAUUGCUUCCAAAAUGCAAGGCGUCAGCGCUCCACGGGAGUCCGCUGCGCCAGUCAUCAGCACCAGUUCUACUAUCCUGAACAUGAGGGAAAAAGAGAAAUACAUAGAAGAUUUCGAAUUCCCCUUCUGCGAUGAAUCGUCUAAAUACGAGAAAGUCGCGAAAAUAGGCCAAGGUACCUUCGGGGAGGUGUUUAAAGCGCGAGCUAGGAAUAGUAGUAAAAAGUUUGUUGCUAUGAAGAAAGUGCUGAUGGACAACGAAAAAGAAGGGUUCCCUAUCACGGCGCUGAGGGAAAUAAAGAUAUUACAGUUAUUAAAACACGAGAAUGUUGUAAAUUUAAUAGAAAUAUGUCGAACUAAAGCGACAUUACACAAUAAAUAUAGGUCAACGUUUUAUUUAGUUUUCGAUUUCUGCGAACACGAUCUGGCGGGCUUGUUGUCUAAUGUUAACGUUAAAUUUAGCUUGGGUGAGAUCAAAAAGGUGAUGCAACAAUUAUUAAAUGGUUUAUACUACAUACAUAGUAAUAAAAUAUUGCAUCGCGACAUGAAAGCAGCGAAUGUAUUGAUUACAAAGAAUGGGACGUUGAAAUUGGCGGAUUUCGGUCUGGCGCGGGCUUUCAGUGUCGCGAAAUCGGGACAGGCGAAUAAAUACACUAAUAGAGUGGUCACACUCUGGUACAGACCUCCGGAGUUAUUAUUAGGUGAUCGCAACUAUGGCCCACCAGUGGACAUGUGGGGCGCUGGCUGUAUUAUGGCUGAAAUGUGGACUCGAUCACCUAUAAUGCAGGGUCCUACUGAGCAGCAGCAGUUGAUCCUGAUCUCUCAGCUGUGCGGCUCGUGUACCCCAGACGUGUGGCCCGGCGUGGAGAGCCUAGAGUUGUAUAACAAGAUGGAGCUGCCCAAGGGACAGAAGAGGAAAGUCAAGGAAAGACUAAAGCAUUACGUGAAAGAUCCGUAUGGCUGUGACUUACUCGACAAGUUGUUACAACUAGAUCCUGCGAAGAGAUUCGAUGCAGACACAGCGCUGAAUCACGACUUCUUCUGGACGGACCCGAUGCCGUGCGAGCUCGCUAACAUGCUCGCCCAACACACGCAGAGCAUGUUCGAGUACUUAGCGCCGCCGAGGAGGCCCGGACAUCUGCGGCAUCAUCACCACGUCGCUGGCGCUCAGGCCAAACCAACACAAGCUGUGCAAGACUCGGGGUACCAGGAUCGAGUCUUCUAAAAUAUAAACAACAUUUCUCACUCAUUGCUCGGUGGAUGGAAGUAGUAUCUAUCGCAAGGGGAUUAUACCCCUUAACAACACUCAUCGCUCAUCACUCUCAAGAGGAUGUAAAUCGUCCCAAGGGGAUAUAAUCCCCUUGUGAGAUAUGAGUAUCUCUAUUAAAAGCAAUCGGUUUGGUCGCAAUCAAUAUAGUUAAAUAUC
Molecule: messenger RNA, 1588 nt
Organism: Achroia grisella
Lineage: Eukaryota; Metazoa; Arthropoda; Insecta; Lepidoptera; Pyralidae
Gene: Cdk9
Product: cyclin-dependent kinase 9
Exons: 5
Coding region: 179-1387 (402 amino acids)
Biological process (GO): protein phosphorylation
Cellular component (GO): nucleus
Molecular function (GO): ATP binding; cyclin-dependent protein serine/threonine kinase activity
Source: RefSeq, a predicted model, not a curated record